Messenger RNA from Jaculus jaculus (lesser Egyptian jerboa), 2926 nucleotides. It is a transcript of the gene Firrm, whose product is annotated as chromosome 1 C1orf112 homolog. The transcript is spliced from 24 exons. The record is from RefSeq and is a predicted model, not a curated record. Lineage: Eukaryota; Metazoa; Chordata; Mammalia; Rodentia; Dipodidae. Bases 63 to 2789 code for a protein of 908 amino acids.
GGGCGAGACUUCCGGUGUGGGUGAUGGCGGGAUUGGUGUGAAGUUGUGGCUGUUGGUGAAAGAUGUCCCGGGAUCGUACCGAGGCGGGCAGUGUGGUUCCCCUAGAGGAGUUAAGUAGCUGGCCGGAGGAACUAUGUCGCCAGGAACUGCCUUCGGUCCUGCCCCGGCUCCUCUCUAUGUAUCAGCAUUCUGAGAGUUGGAUUGAGCAUAUUCGAAUUUUGAAAAUAGUUAUUGAGAUGUUUUUGCCUCAUGUGAACCAUCUGACAUUGGAACAGACUUUGUUUGCAAAAAUGUUACCAAAGACUGUAAAAUUAUUUGAUGACAUGAUGCUUGAAUUAACUAGUCAAGCCAGAGAACUGUCGAGCCAAAAUAUGGAAAUCCAGAGCACUCUUAGGAGUAUUUUACAAACAAUGGUACAGGUAUUAGGAUGUCUUAAAGGAUGUGUUCAACAUGUCUGUACCACACAGAAAUCUGUUGUUCUAGAAAAUAUUCAUAGUCUACCCUCUUCAGUCCUUCAUAUACUGAAAAGUACAUUUGUACAUUGUAAGAACAGUGAGUCUGUAUAUUCUGGACAUUUGCACCUUGUGUCAGACCUUCUCCAGGCCCUUUUCAAGGAGGGUUAUUCUCUUCAGAGGCAGUUGAUGAAACUGUUGGAAAUGGUUUGCAUGAAUCCUGCUGUAGAGGAGAAUGAUACUUUGAGUAUGGUAGAAGUUAUUCAUUUGCUAUUAGGUAUCUGCUCUGUCAUUUCCAGUAUGGACCAAGCAUUUCAUGCCAAUACGUGGAAGUUUAUAAUUAAGCUGAGCCUUAAACACCAGUUGGUUAUAAAGAACCAGUUGAAACAUAAAGAUAUAAUUACAAGCUUAUGUGAAGACAUUCUUUUGUCCUUCCAGUCUUGUUUACAGUUAGCUGAACAGAUGACACAGUCUAAUGCACAGGAUAAUGCCGACUCUAAAUUAUUUCAGAAAACACUAAAAUUGUGUCGUUUUUUUGCUAACUCCCUUUUGCAUUAUACUAAGGAAUUUCAUCCUUUCCUCUCUGAUUCUUGCUGUGUAUUACACCAGCUGUACCUUCAAAUACACAGCAAGUUUCCUCCAAGCCUAUAUGCUGCCAAGAUUUCCAAAGCACAACAGGAGGAAAUAACUACUUUCCUUGUGAUACUGGAUCCACUCAUCAGUCAGCUGAUCACAUUCCAGCCCUUUGUGCAGGCAGUUUUGGAUAGCAAACUUGACCUGCCAUGUGAACUACAAUUCCCACAAUGCCUACUCCUGGUGAUGGUUAUGGAUAAGCUACCUUUUCAGCCUGUGGAUAUACAGACCCUGUGGUGCACAGAAAGCCAAGACUCACAAGCUACAACCAGGAUAUCCCUACUCAAUGCCAUUUUCUACAGUUUUGAGCAGUGUUCUGGUGAACUCUCUCUUCCUGUUCAUUUACAGGGAGUAAAAAAUAAAGGCCAAACUGAGGUGCCUGUCACCUUAUAUCAGCAUGUCUGUGUUCAUCUGUGUGCAUUUAUUGCUUCCUUUCAUCCCUCACUGUUCCCUGAGCUGGAUGCUGCUCUGUUGAGUGCCGUGCUUAGUGCUAAUAUGAUCACCUCCUUGUUAGCCAUGGAUGUAUGGUGCUUCCUUGCUCGAUAUGGGACUGCUGAGCUCUGUGCACAUCAUGUCACCUUGGUGGCUCAUCUGAUAAAAUCUUGCCCUGGAGAAUGUUUUCAGCUCACCAACCUGUCAAUACUGUUGAAGAGGCUUUUCUUCUUCAUGGCCCCAUCUCAUCAGAUGGAAUUUAUCCAGAAAUUUUCUCCAAAAGAAGCAGAAAAUUUGGCUCUGUGGCAGUAUAUUUCCUUCCAGGCAUUGUCUGCUAAACUUAGAAAACAAGUUGCACAUGAAGUGACCAGAGUAAGCACUGCCCAGUGCAGAAAGUGGCUGAGCAGCAGUUAUACUUUGAGAGAACUAGAAUCUCUGAACACAGCACUUUCUGCUUUGCUUGCGCUUUGUAAUUCUGCUGGUGAAGCUGUGGAUAUUGGACAACAAACUGCAAUUCUUGAAGUUGGAAAUCAGCUUUGGGCCUUUUUAAGCUUAAAACUGGUAGCCAGUCAACCCUGUGUUCAGCAGACAUUUAGCAUUUUAUUGCCACUGAUGGGAUUUCUCAUCCAAAUUGUAGAUCCGCAACUGAUAAGUCAGGUAGUAACUCUGCAAACCUCACUCCUUAAGUUUGAGGCUCCUGACUAUGUCUGUUUGGCAAUGCUGGAUUUUGUGUCUUCUCUAGGAAAACGUUUCAUACCUCGAGAUAUCCAGGACAAAAUUCUCCCCAACCUGUCUCAAAUUUUUGCCUUACUGUUAGCUGGUAGGAAUUGGCUACUAGAACAGCAUACAUUGGAGGCUUUUACUCAGUUUGCUGAGGGGACAAAUCAUGAAGAGACGGUUCCACAGUGUCUCCGCUCUAAAGAAACUAGGAACAAAGUUGUAGCCUUUUUGGAGAAGACUGUACUUGUAGAGGAAACUGAAGCCGCUAAAGUGGACCGGGUGAAACAGGAGAAAUGUCUGCUCUCUGGACUGCUUACUAAAGUGACUGCAGCUGAAGGACAGGGGUCGUCUCCUGAGCCUUGUACAAAAAGAGCCCGUUACGACUUCCCCUUGGAAGAAGAGUACAGGUCAGCAGUGCAGUCCGCAGCAGGGGCUUUGGAGACAACUGAGUUAUUACUUAAAAAGGCUCCUGCUCCAGGCUGGCUACGAAUGGAAAUAGAAGCACUGCAAGAAAGGAUAGAGAGGCUAAAGCGCUUGUGUACUCCAGGGUGAAACGUCAAUGUUAGUUAUUAUCAGACAGACUUGGGUUUGAUUCUUACCAACUACUUGAUGUUUUGUAAAUGAAUUCCUGAUCUUAAGUGUGUUUGUACAUUUUGUAGCACAUAUAAAAGUUUUUGUAAAUGUGAAAA